UGUUCAACCAACCAAUAUCUUUGGUUAUAUUAAUUUUAUGUAAAAAAAAGUGCCCCACCAUUUGAGUUAUGUUACACUUGGCCAUCCUUUAUGUCCCAUUUAAUACUCGGUAGGUAUAGAGUGUUGUUAUUCGUGUCAAUGAUAUUUUUCUUUCAGCCAACUACAAAAGGGCAGUUUAGCCCAUUCAGAUCUAGUUCAUUUUUUCAUCAUUAUGACAUCACCUUUACGAGCGAUGUUGGUGUCAAUUUAAUCCAGGAUUUUGGUCUUGAACACCAUAAUCUCGAGUUCCAAUAGGAACUCAAUUUCAGCUAGAAAUUGUGACAGUCAUUGACCUUCAUUAAAUCAUUUCCAAUUGGAUUGACCACUCAGGAUUACAAGAACAAAAGAAGUAGGGGCUCAAAGUCUAGAGGGCCUCUGCUAAUUUAAUUUGUACAUCAUCUUAACUUCAUCGAGAGUGGAAUCAAAGAGAAGAGAGAAUGCUAGAGUACAUCAUUUGUUUCAGAGGGUAAUUACUGGUCUGCAGGGAAAAGGGUCUAUCACGAUUUACAGGGGUAUUUACGUCUUUCUUGGUGUAAACAACUAAAAUUUCUUAGUCAAGGUUGUCUUUGGCAGUGGUUUUAAAUCUAAGUUGGCUUCCAUUAAAGCAUUUAGAAUUCUAGAGGGUAGGCGCCACCCAAUGUUUGACAAAUGAAUAGUUUAGUUUACUGGCCCAUAGAGUUCCCAAAAUGGAUGCAUGAGAUCAAGCAAGCUGCAACUUGAGUUGGAAUGGUCAAAGUAGGUAGGAAGCUGUAGAAGAGACAUAAUCUUUUGCUUUUGCUUGAAAUAUUGUUUUGUCUUUCUCCUCCUUUGGGAACUCAAAUCUUAAUCAAAUAAACAAAUUAAAGCUAAAAAAUACCGUGAACUUAGAAGGGAAAUGAUGAUACCAACUCUAUUGAAAUUUAUUCCUAACCGCUUCUUCCCAUUUGAGUACCUUUCUUCUCUUCCAUUCCAUGCCAUCCCUCGUUGCUUCCUUCUCAAAUGGAUCUACAGAACCUGUUAAAGUUUAGGACAGUUCUCUGUAUUAUUACCAUCUUUCUCACCACCCUAGCAACUGAAACCCUGUCAGCGGACUCGCACUUUGAGGCUUGUAUGCCUCGAAGCUGCGGUAAUGGUCCCAAUAUAAGCUACCCUUUUUGGAUUUCUGAAGAACAGGAAUCCUAUUGCGGUUACCCAAACUUCGAGAUCACUUGCGAAGAGAAGAACCCGGUACUGGCGAUUUCUGAGGAUAGUUUCAUCAUCAAAGACAUUUUUUACAACAACAAUUCAUUGCUCGUGGUCACUGCCGCUGUUAGUGAAGAUGAUUGUCCAACUCCUAGACAAAAUCUUAGCCUUGACCGAACUGCGUUUAGUCUUAACCUUGUUAAUGUCAACCUAUCCUUUUUAUAUAAUUGUGAGAAGCGACCAGAGUACCACACAUAUCCAGUAAGUUGUGCAAGCAAUGCCUCCUUCCAUUCCUUUGCUGUUUUCCACAAAGAAGGCUUGGAGAAGACGAACUAUUCGUUAGAUUCAUGCCAGUCUUUGAUUGAUGCCCCAGUGUACAUAAACGAUGAUGUUGAUUUCGCUAGUUUGUUAGAAAUGAAUUACACUCAAGUUCUGAGCAUGGGUUUCGUUUUGAACUGGACUGCACAUAGUUGCAGCAAUUGUAAGAGAAGUGGUGGGCGCUGUGGUUUCGAUAAUACUAGUGAAUUCGUUUGUUUUUGCUCGGAUGGAUCUCAUCCCAAGACCUGCAAUGACGGCGGGGGUAUUAACUGGAAAGCAAAGCUGGGCAUCGGUUUUGGUGCUUUGGUUGGAGGCAUAAUCAUCACGAGCAUUGGCUUCUUCUGCUGGCAGCGCCGCCACCGAGGAAAGGUGUUCUUUAAAUCUUCUUUUGUAUCCGGCAAGAGCUCUUCUGACCGCAGUGUCAUGAUGGAUGCUGAGAAGGGUGACAGCUUGGCUGGCGUCCAUCUCUUCAGCUAUGAGGAACUUGAAAAAGCUACCAACAAAUUUGAUUCUGAUAGGGAACUUGGUGAUGGAGGCUUUGGAACUGUAUAUUAUGGCAAACUUCGAGAUGGCCGUGCUGUUGCAGUUAAACGCUUAUAUGAAAACAAUUACAGGAGAGUUGAGCAAUUCAUGAAUGAAGUUGAGAUCCUAACUCGCUUGCGCCACAAAAAUCUUGUCUCACUUUAUGGGUGCACCUCGCGCCACAGUAGGGAACUCUUGCUUGUAUAUGAAUAUAUUCCCAAUGGCACUGUUGCUGAUCACCUUCAUGGUGAACGUGCUAAACCCGGUGCACUCCCUUGGUCCAUUCGUUUAGAGAUAGCCAUAGAGACUGCAGAAGCAUUGAGAUUUCUGCAUGCUUCCGAUACUAUCCACCGUGAUGUGAAAACCAACAAUAUACUCCUCGACAGCAAUUUUAGUGUUAAGGUUGCAGAUUUUGGACUGUCUCGUCUCUUUCCAACAGAUGUUACCCAUGUUUCCACAGCACCACAGGGAACUCCGGGUUAUGUCGAUCCAGAAUAUCACCAGUGCUAUCACCUUACUGACAAGAGUGAUGUCUUUAGCUUUGGGGUUGUAUUGGUUGAGCUAAUAUCAUCCAUGCCAGCUGUUGACAUCACAAGGCACCGGCAUGAGAUCAACUUGUCGAAUAUGGCUAUCAAUAGGAUUCAAAACCGAGCUUUGCAUGAGCUAGUAGAUCCAUCUCUUGGGUUUGAAUCAGACUACAAAGUUAGGAAAAUGAUAACUGGAGUCGCGGAGGUGGCAUUCCAGUGCCUGCAAAAUGAGAAAGACAUGAGGCCGACUAUGGAAGAAGUGCUAGAGGCUCUAAUGGGCAUACAGAAUGAGGACUACAACAAAGAAAAGGCAGAAGACAUGGAUAUUUCUGCAGACGAGGUUGGGUUGUUGAAGAGCGGACCACUGCCUUUAUCUCCAGAUUCUGUGAUGAUAAAAUGGAUUAGCGGCAGCUCUACAACACCUAGUAUAAGUAACUGAUUUCUCUAAAAUUUCCUGGCAUAUAGCAAAGAGAUUGUUUAACUGCUACCAUCAAUUGUUUAACUGCUACCAUCAAUCCAUCCUAUAUUAAGAAGUUAUGGGUGACUGUAAUUUUUUUUCCAUCUGUGCCUAGACCUUCGAUGGCGAAUGGGAUGUAAAUAUUAUCUAGGAUAAGUUUUGCACGAAAAGGUCAGCUUUGGCACUUAAAAUUUUCAGCUGAUUCAUGCUUUUCGAUCUAUUAAUCAGUUGCAUAAGUAAGUAUUAAUUGUUUAAUUCAUUAUUUCAUUUGUAAUUUGGCAGGGUGUAGUGUAAGAGAGGAAUCUAUUCUUUAGUUUAUUAGUCU
Theobroma cacao (cacao) is the source of this 3349-nucleotide messenger RNA. Its product is annotated as Serine/Threonine kinase family catalytic domain protein. NCBI's taxonomy places the organism in Eukaryota, Viridiplantae, Streptophyta, Magnoliopsida, Malvales, Malvaceae. The record is from RefSeq and is a predicted model, not a curated record. Gene Ontology annotation, biological process: protein phosphorylation. Gene Ontology annotation, molecular function: protein kinase activity; polysaccharide binding; ATP binding.